AUGUCGAGAUCCUCCACCUCACGUUUAACGCAGAGACUUGGUGCCGAGGUGAACUUUGGGACAUCCAGUGCAACACAAUCAUUGGCAGAUGCACAGCUAAAUUCUUCACUUGAAGAAAGCAUGGCAUCUUGGACUUCUGAAGAAGAAGCACGAAGGAUGGUUGAUUACCGUGACAUACUAAGCCUUACUAAAGUUCUCAGUCAUGGUCCAAAAAGCAAAGCAGAUAUUGAUAUCAUUAUUGGAAGGUGUGCUGGUGCAGGGCAUUUACGAGAUGAUAUCCUUCAUUAUAGCAAGGAACUUGAGGCAGUUCCCCAUGAUGACGAUGAACACCGAGCAUACCUCAUGGAUAUGGGCAUUAAGGCUGUUCAUUCGCAGGCGUUACUUUUUCCUUCUCACAUUCCGGUCUUACCUUUACUGCACAUCUCCAACUGAGACAAAAUUCACAUCUUGGAUGGAUGCAACGCCUGAACUUGGACAUCUCUGUGAUAAUCUUAGAAUUGCAUGA
Molecule: messenger RNA, 505 nt
Organism: Hibiscus syriacus
Lineage: Eukaryota; Viridiplantae; Streptophyta; Magnoliopsida; Malvales; Malvaceae
Exons: 3
Coding region: 1-432 (143 amino acids)
Source: RefSeq, a predicted model, not a curated record